ACGAGAUUAAAACACCGACGGACAAUAUGCCCGUCUUUUCUCUUUUUAGUACGUAAACAUUAGCUUUAUAACAACAGUGUAUAUUUUCUGCUCUGGGUUGAUGACCUCCUCUAUCCGGACAUCUCACCCAAGUAAGACCAGUUCGCUACUUAAAGACUGGCGGUGAGAUGUUAUAGGGACGUUUUACUGAGCAGCUCCGCUUCCGGCGGCUCUGCUCGGGUUCUGCUAUCGUCUCAUCCAAGUGGAAGGUGGAUAUCACCUGAGGUUAUCUGUGGGUGAAUCCCUCUUCAGGCGUUGUUCUGCGCGUUUGCUCAGACAUGUGUGAUCCGGAACAGAAGGACCUGUAUGCCGUGCUGGGCGGCAGCCCGUCGGACUCCCUGCAGCAGCUCAGACACAGAUACCAGCAGCUGGCUCUGAAGUACCAUCCAGACCGUCUUGGAGGUGAAAACUCUGCAGAGUCUAGUGUGAGAACAUUUCUUGAAGUUGAUGCGGCCUGGAAGAUUCUGGGUGACCAAACCACAAGAAGAGAAUAUGACCUGCAGAGGCGAGCACAGGAACUGAAACAGGACUGGACAGUAGAUUCUACCGUUGACCUGGAGGACAUGACAUGGGAGACGGAUGGGUGUGAAUGCAGCUACAGCUGCCGCUGUGGAGGAACAUUCAGCGUCUCAAAGGAGGAGAUGGAGGAGGAGACACAGAGGAGGCUUCAGGAACUUAAUGAGCAGGAAAUGCACCGAGGAGCGCAGAGCGGCAUGCUCGUCUGCUGCGAUACCUGCUCACUCACUAUUUAUGUCACUUGGUCGCUAAAUAAAAAGACGCAAAUGCCAAAAUAAAUGUUAUUUUUUAAAUGCAGAGCAUGAGUCUUAAUUAAAUGGUAACCUUGUUCUUGAGUAUAUUAGUACAACUUGAACUCUAUUGGGGUGAGGAUACACCUUUCCCACCUGUCAACACAAAGGUGAAAUAUCUUCAACUGCCAGGGUUUCAGUCGUAGUUAACUUCUACCAGGGGUUUUAGUAAUGUUAUCAGGAGCAGUCAGACAUUCAGCAGCAGUUAGAAAUCCCACAGGAGUCUACCUGCGACCUGCUGCUCCCUCUGGGGCGUGUGCUACAUGUACAGACUUGCCGUUAGCAGCCAUGAUGCUACUUAGUAAACCUAAAACUCAGCAGACAGACGCACAAAAUAAACCAAAGAAUGACAGAGGUUUGUAUAUAAGCUCACGUCUGCCUUCACACUUAAGAUAGCACUUUUUUAUAAAUAAAAAAUGCACAAAAAGGAAAAAAGAACAGGAAAUACUGUUUUAAUGAAUGAAUAUUACUGUGUGUGUGAGCAAUAAUAUGAGUGACUAUCAUGUGGAGCAAUUAAACAAGUAAUGAGAAUAUUCAUAAAUCAAUAAAUUAUGAGAGGCAGGUACACAUAAACAUAACGAUGAAUCAUUUAAUAUUUAAAUGAUUUCUUAGUGGAGUUUGUCACCUUGAAUACAGGAACUACCUGGGAUGAGACUGGAAGAUGCAUGGAGAAGAAAGGAAAAGGAAGAGAAGGGAGGGAUAGGGCAAAAACAGGAAUAAUACAUGUAGCAGACUCCCCAAAUGAAGAAUUUUGGCUUUACUGAUGAACAGCCUUAACCUGGGGUUAUUUACAAUACAUAAAUUAUUUAUAAUAUUAGAGACAAUCAUUUAAAAUCAAUUACACAAAUGCUAUAUUCUAUUGAAAUGUGUUCAUUGAAUACAUUUUUCCAAUGUGUCAGACUGAUGGUGGUUUGUAGUACUAGUUUAGCAUUUGUAGCAUGAAUAAUGUUGGCAUGACUAUAAUGGGAUGAGGCAGUCAAACCUGCUUGGGUUGUGUAGUGGAUUUUGUGAAGUAUUUUAUUUUGAAUGAGCUGAAGAUUAUAAUUUGUCAUAUAUGAGAUAUUGCAAAUGUUAAUUCAGAAGUCAUAAUCUGAGUUUAUAUUCAGAUCUAAUUGCCAUCUUGAAUUAGAUAUGGAUAUUGUUGAAUCAAUCUUGUUUAACAUUUUGUAUAUCAGCUGAAUUUUCUCUUUUAAAUAGUCCAGUAAUUUGUGCAUUAGGUUCUAUAAUGAGUUGUUCCAGGUCAUAUUUACUUUGAAGGUAUUCUAAGAAAUGAGUAUCAUCAAGUAUAUAUUGUUUAGUUGAUUCUGAAAAUAAAUUGAGUUUAUCAUCCAAAGAUAUUUUCAAAAUGUGUAAUGCCUAGAGAUCCAUGAGCUAAAAAAGAUUUUUUUUUUUAUUUAUUGUGAGAAACAGAUCAUUUCAAAGUGGUGUGUAUAUUGAGAUGGUGAAAUUUAAAUUAAUAAUAACAUUGAAUUUCCACCAAACACAGCAUAGCCUCAAUGGAUGGCAAUUUAAAGCAACAAUGUUUCUUAAUAGUUUGACUAAUGAAUGGCAAAUCUGAUAGCUGCAUUUUCCCACAAAAAGAUUUUUCUAUUUUAUUAAAGCCAUUGUUCUUCUGACUUUUGAUGCAUAUAUUAUGUACUCUAACCAAUAGGCUAUAUAAUAAUUGGUGUAAUUUUCACAUCGUCAUUCUUUAGUCAGAGUGGAUACAAGGAGAGGUGACAGGGGGAUCUUUGCCAGGUUUAAGCAAAACUACAAUAGCAAUUUAGGGGAAUAAUGUCAGUUUUUUUUAUUUCUUAUAUCAAUUUUAAAUAUAUUUAAUUGAGCAUAUCCCAGAAAUGUUUAUAAGAUUCAUCUCGAAAACCAUCCAGCUCUGGUGUUUGCAAUAAGAUGUAUUGCAUUGGUUCAUUCUUUUUUCCAAUAAUGGAACUUUGAGCAUACCAACCUGUUCAUCUGUCAAAGAGAUAAAAAAAAAUAAAAUAAAAAAAUAAUGAUAAUAAUAAUAAUGCGCUAUCUGUAUUUGAACCAUAAACAUGAGCUACUGUUAGUGUCUCUGUACACAGAAAUAUGGAUUUUUAUAAACUGACCCUCAGGAUCCACAGUAGUUUUAUGAUGUAUAAUGUGUAUAUUUGUUAUCUAUUAAAAUGCAUUGUCCUCUUUGUCUUGAGUUACAGUUUUAAUAAAAUACUUGAUUAUA
Messenger RNA from Poeciliopsis prolifica (blackstripe livebearer), 3039 nucleotides. It is a transcript of the gene dnajc24, whose product is annotated as DnaJ (Hsp40) homolog, subfamily C, member 24. The coding region runs from base 318 to 833 and encodes 171 amino acids. Gene Ontology annotation, biological process: positive regulation of ATP-dependent activity. Gene Ontology annotation, molecular function: ferrous iron binding; ATPase activator activity. NCBI's taxonomy places the organism in Eukaryota, Metazoa, Chordata, Actinopteri, Cyprinodontiformes, Poeciliidae. The transcript has 4 exons. The record is from RefSeq and is a predicted model, not a curated record.